AUGGUCGGGGAGACAGAUGUCAUUUGCAAAUGGUUGUCCCUAAGGCUAAAGUACCGGAUGUUCUACAGCUGUACCAUAGUGGUUGUUCAGGAGGCCACCUGGGAGUUAAACUCUACUGAAGAUCCGAGAACGGUUUUACUGGGUCGUGACGAUGUCGAGGACUGGUGCCGCAAAUGUACAAGUUGUGCGGCUAUAAAGGGACCUCAAAUUCGUAGUAGAGGCGCAUUGAAAUUGUACAAUGUUGGUGCACCAUGGGAGAGGAUAGCCAUUGACAUUGCGGGGCCGUAUCCGGAAAGUGAAAGUGGUAAGAAGUAUUUCAUGGUUGUGAUGGAUUACUUCACUAAGUGGCCAGAAGUCUUCGCCAUUCCAAAUCAAGAAGCUCCAACAGUUGCAGAUAAACUAGUUCAUGAAGUCUUCUGUCGUUUUGGACUACCUUUAGAGAUUCACAGAGAUCAAGGAAGGAAUUUUGAGUCUCAAAUGUUCCAGGAAACUUGCCGAGUUAUGGGUACUCAUAAAACACGAACAACUUCUUACCACCCACAAUCUGAUGGAAUGGUAGAACGAUUUAAUCAGACAUUGGAGAGGUACCUAGCAAAAGUUGUGGAAAAACGGCAACGAGACUGGGACAUGCACAUACAACCGUUUUUGUUGUCAUAUCGAAGCGCUGUUCUCGAAAGUACAUCAGUGACACCAGCUUUCGCAAACUUUGGGAGAGAAUUACGGCUGCCUGCAGACCUGAAUACCACCGUACGUAUACGACGUAACCUACCGGAUACAGAAAGGUGCCAGAGGUACUCCUAA
This is a messenger RNA of Parnassius mnemosyne (clouded apollo), 801 nucleotides long. Lineage: Eukaryota; Metazoa; Arthropoda; Insecta; Lepidoptera; Papilionidae. The record is from the annotation of a GenBank genome assembly.